AUGAAGCUCAAGCAGCUCGUUGGCGAGCUGCAAGGCGUGCAGUCGUGGCGUCACCCAAAGUCGGAGCUCGAGCAGUAUCCGACGCCGCCGGACAUUGCGGCGCACAUGCUGCUCGCGGCGGACGCGGAGGACGGGCUGGAGGACGCUCUGGUGGCGGACCUCGGCUGCGGAGGCGGCGUUCUCGGCAUCGGCGCCGCGCUCCUGGGCGCCGCGCACGUCCUCGCCGUCGACCUCGACCCGGCAGCGCUCGAGGUGGCGGCGGAGAAUGUGGAGGAGUUUGAGGUGCCCGUCUCGCUGCUGGGCUGCGACGUGGUCCAGCUCGCGAUGCGGUCGGGGCCGGAGGGCGCGCCGAGCGGUGUCGCUGACGCCGAAGGAGGCGCCGACGCUGGGGCUGCGGGCGGCGCGUUUGACAUUGUGCUGAUGAACCCUCCGUUUGGGACGCGAAACGAGUCGCACGGCGCGGACGUGGCGUUUCUGCAGGCGGGGCUGCGGCUCUGCCGGCCCGGCGGCGCGGUCUACUCGCUGCACAAGACCUCCACCCGCCCGUUCAUCGCGAAAAAGGCGGCCGAGGCCGGCGGCGAGGCCUCGGUGGUGGCGGAGCUGCGGUUCGAGAUCCCCAGAAUGUACAAGCACCACCGGCAGCCGAGCAAGGACGUGGCGGUCGACUUUUGGAGAGCAGCGCUGGCGGCGGGAGAGGAGGCGCAGUUGGCGGCGGCGCUAGAGGAGAGCACGAGGCUGGAGGAGGAGAGGCGGGCGCCCGACGAGCAAGCGUCGUCCUCUUUGGCUGCAGAGAGGCCGCCUUCGGUGGAGGAGGAGGAGCCGCCGGCCGACUUCAUUUGCCCGAUCACAACCGAGGUGAUGGUCGACCCGGUGAUGGCGGCGGAUGGGCACUCAUACGAGCGCUCGGCGAUCGAGCGCUGGCUCGCGACCAAUGGCAAGAAACCGUUCGCACACCCGUCACCCGACUCCUGA
Messenger RNA from Emiliania huxleyi CCMP1516, 972 nucleotides. RefSeq lists its product as hypothetical. Gene Ontology annotation, biological process: protein ubiquitination; rRNA methylation. Gene Ontology annotation, molecular function: nucleic acid binding; rRNA (adenine-N6-)-methyltransferase activity; ubiquitin-protein transferase activity. Lineage: Eukaryota; Haptophyta; Isochrysidales; Noelaerhabdaceae. Bases 1 to 972 code for a protein of 323 amino acids. The record is from RefSeq and is a predicted model, not a curated record. The transcript is spliced from 3 exons.